Molecule: messenger RNA, 206 nt
Organism: Lichtheimia ornata
Lineage: Eukaryota; Fungi; Mucoromycota; Mucoromycetes; Mucorales; Lichtheimiaceae
Exons: 3
Source: RefSeq, a predicted model, not a curated record
AUGACUCAAGCUUCCAUUGCAAUACAACAUAUUGCUAUUCUCUCGUUCAUACAAGAUCUAAAAGGUGCAUCGCGUGUAUUCAUUCCCGAGCUGUCCACAAAGAGAGUUCCCAACACGUCUUCACAUUGCCUCUUUUGGAUUGAACAUGCUGGAUGGUGGUACCUGUGGCAGCAACAACAAGGCUUUGAUAUCGAAACAAGAACGCU